Molecule: messenger RNA, 1252 nt
Organism: Monascus purpureus
Lineage: Eukaryota; Fungi; Ascomycota; Eurotiomycetes; Eurotiales; Aspergillaceae
Source: the annotation of a GenBank genome assembly
AUGAGCACGUCUGUAUCUACUUCGACUCGCGAUCCCAGCCGCAUCUUGGCCAAAGAGAUAAUCUCUUCAGACCCUGUCUAUCUGGCGUCGUGCCUGCCUUCAAAUAAGAAUGGCGCCGGGCUAGCUCGCGAUGUCUCAGGCACCUCCACUUCCUCGGCUGACGGAUCCAAACCUCUACCACCACGGUCAAUGUCGACCCCUAGCCAGAAAAAGCCCAAGUCAACUGCUUCUGAUGAAGCCACACCGAUCAUUUGUGAAGAUGACAGAACAAGACGCAAUUACCAGUCUACCGAAGGGAUGAGAGAUCGUCGAUCUGGAGCGGACAAUGAGCCGCCAAAAGAUCAAGAACAACGGACUACAGGUGCUGAGAACCGUGCCUCGCAUUCCGAAUCAACUGCGGGCCAUGUGAAUUCCUGGUAUAACCGCAUGGUGGAUAAAUUUGGCAGCUUGGAGUUAGAAAACAAAGGCAGUGUCGCUCGCGACCAUCUUGCAUUAGAACGAACAUUUUUGGCCUGGCUGAGAACUUCACUGGCUUUUGCAUCUAUUGGAAUUGCAGUGACUCAACUGUUCCGUCUGAGCAGUCCCGUAAACAGUACGCCCAGUGCCGACUCCACUGCCACCCUCCCGCCACUGCUAUUCCCAGCAUUGUACGAUGUCAAUGGUAUGGGCUAUCUGUCGGAUCCGAGACGACUUCGCAGUAUUGGCAAACCUCUCGGCGCAACGUUCAUUGGAAUCGCCAUCCUUAUACUCUUCAUCGGAUUCCAUCGGUACUUCGAAGGACAAUAUUGGAUCAUCAGGGGUAAAUUUCCUGCCAGUCGCGGCAGCGUCGCCUUGAUCGCUUUUUUGGCGGCUGCUUUGAUUAUCACCGCCUUGGUUGUCAUUCUGGCCGUUUCUCCUGGCGCAUCUGAGACUUGAGCGUCAGGUUGUGGAUAGUUUUCCCCCCUCAUAUAUUGCAUUUUUAUAGCACUAGGAGUUGUUGGCGUGUUAUGUGCAGUAUUACCAGCGUUGUACCGAAAACGUUUUUUUUAACAUUCACCUGGGGAAUCAAUCCCGUGUUAUAUUUGAAGAAGUUCUGUACAGAAUUUUAAUGAAGCUAGGAUGAUGAUAUGCAGUCUUCAUGGCCUUGUCUUUGAUUUGAUACAAGCUGACUCCCUACAGUUGAGGUCUCUGUAUAUAUUAUUACUCCAUGUGAUAGUAGUCUUUUUACCCUGAUACUGUAAACUAACAAGUGUUCCAAAAAUGUUCGAACUUC